This is a messenger RNA of Leishmania mexicana MHOM/GT/2001/U1103, 2451 nucleotides long. RefSeq lists its product as hypothetical. The record is from RefSeq and is a predicted model, not a curated record. The transcript has a single exon. NCBI's taxonomy places the organism in Eukaryota, Euglenozoa, Kinetoplastea, Trypanosomatida, Trypanosomatidae. Bases 1 to 2451 code for a protein of 816 amino acids.
AUGGUGCAUGCGCACCGGUCUGAAACAAUGACGGAUAUCUACGCGGUUGCCCAGAACCUCAUCGAGGAAUUACGGACGAAUCUUGGAGAGCUGAGACGCUCGCCAGACGUUCAGGCGCGCCUUCAGCGCAGAGUCGUCCGAAAAAUAGGGGCAGAGCGUGCGAGAUGUCACGGCCACUGCUCAGGCCUCAAGAGCACUGUUGAGAAGCCACGUUUCUGCUUUUUGCCACUGACCACGGCACCAACGACACACAUCGAGUUUUCCCAUGAUUUUAGCCGCAAUGAGGAUGCGGUUACCAAGCUCAACAGCAAUGCCACUUUGACCACUGUGACAGCAACCCCAGGCCCACGAAGCUGCUCGCGCUCCACGGUGUCAAGGGCGAAACCCCCCAGCAGCACGUCCCUACCAUCAAACGACACCACGGGAGCUGUGCUCACCACUCGCCCCGAAAUCCUAGCUUCACAGUCUAUCAAGGCGGCCAAAGAGCAAAACUCACAAGCCCGAGAACCAGCGAGUCACGUCAAACAUGUAACCUCGGCUGGGGAGCCGAGGACGGGGGGUGGGGCGGGCGCUGCCACUGCUGCUUCAUCAGAAGCCCACACGGAUUCAGCUACAAGGGCAUGGUGCAUACCCUUCUCGGGAGCCUCGCGGGCGCUGAUUGAUCUGAGGCGACUCACCCCGCUCGCACGGCAGCUCUACACCGACAUGCAGCGUCGCGCUGCGGCCAUGCCAGCUGCAUCGCCAUCGGCCGAGUGGCGUCGCCGCACGGCGGGUCCACAGGACGCCGAGGUGCGCCGCGCGGUGCGGGACUACCUCUAUCGCAUGAACAUCAUCUCUGUCAUGGAGGCCGAAGACACAUCCGUGACGGCGCCUCACGUCUUCAGAGACGCCGUCUUGAACGGGACUGCGCUGUGCCAGCUUGUCGCGACCCUUAGAGAGGGCGGCGAACCAACGCUUUCUGAUCCAGUUCUGUGUCGCUGCCCCUGCACACUCGACGAAGUGCGCGUGAACUACGCGGUAGCGCUUGCUGCCCUGCGUAGCACCCCGAGCACAGCGCAAGAGCUGAUGCCACGUGCUGCUUGGACGAUGACGCCGGAGGAGGUUUACCUGCGCGCCUCUCCGACGGCGUUGCUCUCUCUCUUCGUGCACCUCAUUUCCACCUACCUGCCCGCUCCAGAGGAGCUGCCUGUAUGGAAGCAGCACAUGUGCUGGCAGCCGCCCGCCGACACUGCCGACUACGCGCCUGUCCCACCCGCCGAGCUUGUCGCCAUAGAGGCGGGAUGCUGCAGUUUUCUGCACGCAUGGGGAGCGCUGCCUGACGGCUCUGUUUACCAGUUGCCUGGGGACGAGUGCCUCCUACCCAUCGCGACGGCCGCGCCGUACAUGGCGAAGUGGUCCGGAUUCGUAGCUCGGCCUGUGGCGCCGUCGUCUAUCAGUGUGCCGUCGGUGUGGCCAUUCCUAUGCAAUGGCGUGCUGCUCGUGCUGCUUGCUCGGCGCAGCGGGCUGGAAGCGGUGGCGAUGGAGGCUGCCUCAACCCCCGCUGUGCAGCCCUUCUUCGCGAAUCCCCGCACCGUCGCCUGCUGCGUUGCCAACAUCACCAACGCCCUGCACAGUUUUCAGACUGCAUCGAAAAAGUUGCCGCUAUCAUUCCUCUCCGAGGAAUCCGUGGCGGCUGUCAUCAGAGGUGAUCGGGUGCACAUCCUCCAUCUCCUCCUGCACGUACGUGCUGCUGUGGAGGGCACAGCACAGCCACUUGAUGUGCACUCUGCGCUGCUGAGCAAGGAUACAGUAGCGGAAGCAGGCUGCACGCCUGCCAAGGUCUCGAGCCGCGCACCCGACGGUGAAGCUGCCGGGGCAUCGUCGUCAUUUUCGUGGUCGCCAGCUUCAUUGGCGCAGACGCCGUCCACUGUCGCUAAAGCCGCUCUCCGCCCGAGUGCGUCGCCGCUACCAGCACACCGCUCGUUGAGCCUCUGUCGUGUCCCGGCCAUCACGAGCAGCAGCUCUGGUAUUCUCCGUCCAGAGGCAGUGCCCGCAGACGAGCCACAAGGCCGUGGCGGACUAUGUGGGUGGCUGCGCCAGCAGCUGGGGACCGAGUAUCGCUACAUCGCUGCGGACGAGUCCUUUGUCUUUGACGCUGCCACGUUCUCCUGGCGGCACCCAUGCCUGCUCUUCUCCGACGGCGUUGUUCUCGCCUACCUGAUUGGGCGAUUGGAGCGCCGCCGCUGCUCGUUUCUUGACUGUGUGCAGCCCACUUCCAAGAAGCCAGCGAAGCUCUUCAACGUGCGGCGCUGCCUCGAAUUCCUCCGUUUCAAUGCCGGCGUUCUCUUCGACGUCCCCUUGCUGGACGAGGCACUAACGGAAGGUAGGGUGGAGGGUGUUGUAUCCGUGCUGCAGGGGAUGCGCCGCCAUUACUGCUUGACGAACGUGCGACGCUCACACCAUAACGCAUGA